AUGAAGAAAAAAACAGUGAAAAGGAACACUCGUGCGGGGGAUGUAGAUUAUAUUCCAAAUCCAGAUCCAGGUGAUGAUGAUUCUGAGGAAGAUAACCAACAAGUUGGUAGAAGUAUUGUAGAAUCCAAAAAGCGACACCAUUCACAAUAUAUUCCACCAAUGUCCAUGAGUAGAGCUGCUAAUCUAACGAAACUAGGUCGGGUGCUUGCUCCAAAUGUCUCCCAAAAGGUUCCGUCUACUUCAAAUGCAACAAAACCGAAUAAAGAAGGAGCAAAGAGAAGGAUGAUUCUUGUUGAUGAGGAUGAUGAUGAGGACGUGGAAAUAUUCCAAGAAGGUAAUAAAGUGGAUAAGGAAGUAGAUGGUGUUGAUGAAGAUGAUGAGCAUGGAGACAUGGCAGAUCAUAACUUUUCUGAAGAUGAAAACAAUGAUCAAGAACAAUUGCAUGGCCCUGAAAAAGAUAAAGCAACAGGUAAUGUGUACAUGGAAGCUAGACUAGCGAGGAUUCAGGAGAACCAAAAAAGACUACGAGAAUUAGGAGUUAAAAACGUUGUGGACUCUAUGACAAGUUUGGUAGACAGUAACAAAAUGAAGAAAAAACCAGUGAAACGGAACACUCGUGCGGGGGAUGUAGAUUAUAUUACAGAUCCAGGUGAAGAUUCAGGUGAUGAUUGUGAGGAAGAUAACCAACAAGUUGGUAGAAGUAUUGUAGUACCCAAAAAGCGACACCAUUCACAAUAUAUUCCACCAAUGUCCAUGAGUAGAACUGCUAAUCUAACGAAACUACGUCGGGUGCUUGCUCCAAAUGUCUCCCAAAAGGUUCUGUCUACUUCAAAUGCAACAAAACCGAAUAAAGAAGUAGCAAAGAGAAGGAUGAUUGAUGACGAGGACGAGGAAAUAUUUCAAGGUAAUAAAGUGGAUAUGGAAGUAGAUGGUGCUGAUGAGAUGAUGAGCAUGGAAUCAUGGCAGAUCCCAACUAUUCUGAAGAUGAAAACAAUAAUCAAGAACAAUUGCAUGGCCCUGGAAAAGAUAAAGCAACAGGUGCUCCCAAAAAGGUUAGAGGUCAUACCCAAAAGGCCGAAAUAUGGAAAAUGAAUACUACUGAAAGAAUAGAUGUCACAUUUAACGACCAUGGACAACCAGUGGGGGAAGAAGGCAAAGAACUUGUUCAGUAUCUUGGGACACUUGUGAGGAUGGCUGAUCAUGUAUCAA
This is a messenger RNA of Helianthus annuus (common sunflower), 1209 nucleotides long. RefSeq lists its product as uncharacterized. The transcript is spliced from 7 exons. Bases 1 to 1092 code for a protein of 363 amino acids. Lineage: Eukaryota; Viridiplantae; Streptophyta; Magnoliopsida; Asterales; Asteraceae. The record is from RefSeq and is a predicted model, not a curated record.